UUCCUCGAGUAUCAACCCUUGGGAUGCCUGCAUCGUUCCUGUCUCGUUGGUACCUAUUCUAAUUACUACCAGACUCGGUUUUGCCGUUCCGGCCGCCGACAGCAUUAGUCAUACGUCGAGGGUUCCGUGAUUGACAGUACACGCGGUAAUGCUUAGAAACGGCUAGUCUAAAGAGAAAAGAGGCCUGACGUAGUAACAUUGUCGCUCUGAUCCCCUUAGUCGUCCAAGCCGAAGAGGUCAGCUACCUAACGAUUUUCAGGGACCGGGAUAAAGCUCGAGAGCAGUUUAGCUUCGAGGCGCCAUGGACGUGACGGCAGAUAUUAAAGUGCUGGUGGCGAUGCGAGACGACCAGCACUGCCGGGAGGCCUUAGACUGGACCAUCAAGGAGUUCGGGAAGCGCAAGGAUGCGAGCGUUUGCUUACUUCUCACGCAUAUCGUCACCGAGCUCCGCAACACAGCGGGCAAGCUGGUGCGCCUAGGCGAGGCGGACAGCCCGAGCGUGGCGGUGCACAUCUGCGACCGCGUGCUGCCGUACCUCGAGAGCCUGCAGGACGUCAGCGACGACGCGGGGCUGCCAUCCACGGUGCACGUGAUCAAGAACGAGGACAAGGGCGGCGCCAUCCUCGAGGCGGCGCAGAAGCUGGAGGCGACGCACAUCGUGCUGGCCAGCAUCCCCAACAAGCCCAUCAGCGAGUGGAAGACCAUCAACGUGUGCGCCAGGGAGGAGGCUCUGCCGCCCGGCGCGUCUCUCUUCGUGGUGCAGAGCGGCAAGAAGCUCAAGACCGUGCAGAGCAAGGAACAGGCGCCCGCCAAGGCUGCCCCGCCCCCAGCGCGUGUUUUCCACGGCACGGCGCUGAACAAGAAGCUUCCGGACAUCCAGGAGGGGGGGAGCGGCGCGCAGGAAGGGGGAAGUGGCGCGCAGGGGGGAGGGGACGCAGGGGAAGGGGAAGGGGAAGCCAAGGAAGCAGCAGCAGGGGGAGGCGUGGAGGGGGAGGCUGCAGGGAAGGCGGAGGGGGCUGCAGCGGAGGGGGGAGGGGAGGGAGAGGGGAAGGGCGAGGAGGGGCUGUCCGCCCUGGAGUUGGCUCGGCGGGCGUAUGCUGCAAAGGCCAAAGCGGCCGGAGGGGCAGGGGGGUCAGGGGGCGUUGCUGCGGGUGGGGCAGCAGCAGCAGGAGGAGGGGGAUCAGGAGGGGCGGCGGCAGCAGGGGGGGCGCCAGGAGGGGGUGUGCCGCCCAAGGACCGGCCAAGGAAGAAGAAACCCUCAGCUGGCGCCAAGGCGCGCCUUGAGAAGAAGAUGGCGGAGCGGGAGAGCUCCUCCGGGCACAAGUCGGCGUCGGACAAGAGCAACCCGCUGACGAGGCCACUGCAGGUGGUGGAGCCGGCGGACGGCACGCAGCGGCAGGCGUUCAAGGAGUUCACUCUUGAAGAGCUGCAGACCGCCAUCGAGCACUUCUGGCCCAACCACGUGUGCGGCGAGGGGAGCUAUGGCGUGGUGUACAAGGGGAUGAUCGACGGGCAGACGGUGGCCGUGAAGCAGCUCAAGAACCCCGAUGUCAAGGCUGCUCUGGAUGAGAUCGACAGGGAGAUGGAGGUGCAGAAGCGCAUCGACCACCCCAACGCGGUGCGCCUGGUGGGGUACUGCCGCGAGGACCGCUCGCUCGUCUACGAGUUCAUGUCCAACGGCUCGCUCGAGGACCGCCUGCUGUGUAUUGGCGGUGUGCCGCCGCUGCAGUGGCCGGAGAGGUGCCGCAUCGCCAUGGAGAUAGCAGCGGGCCUGCAGCACCUGCACACGCGCAAGCCCCCAAUCGUGCACCGUGACGUGAAGCCCGCCAACGUGCUCCUGGACGACAACUUCACCGCAAAGCUCGGCGACGUGGGGCUGGCGCGCCUCAUGGGCGACCUGGCGCCGGGCCACUCGCACGUGGUGCGCAAGUCGGUCAUCGUGGGCACGGAGCACUAUGUCGACCCCGAGUACCUCUGCGCCCGGAGGGGGUACCUGGGGCCGAAAUCAGAUGUAUAUUCGUUCGGGGUGGUGCUGCUGCAGAUGCUGGUGGGGGAGGUGCCGAACCUGAAGCGGAUCGACGCCAUGGUGGAGAAGGAGGAGCUGGCUGUGGUGCUGGACCCCAGGGCUGGGGAAUGGCCGCCGAACCUGGCACUCGAUCUCGCGAACCUGGGGUUGUGGUGCGCGGAAAUGGACCGCCGAGAUCGGCCGGAUCUGACAGAGGAGGUGAUCCCGGCCCUGAUGGACAUCUGUGAGGCGGCGGCGGAGGCGGUGGUGGAGUGGGAGGCGAAGCAGGAGGCGCAGAAGGAGAAGGAGCGGGUGGAGAAAGAAGAGAAGGAGAAGGCGGAGAGGGAGGCCAAGACGAAGGCGGAGGAGGAGAAGAAGAGGCAGCAGCAGGUGGAAGCCGAGGCGGCUAAGAAGGCCAAAGAGGCAGCUGCUGGGGCGGGGUCGAGUGCUGCUGGGGCUGGGGAGAAGAAGGGAGGGGCCGCGGCAGCGCCGUCGAAUGAGGCGGCCAAGGGCGGGUGCUGUUCCAUUCUGUGAUGGUGCUUUGUGGUGUGCUGUGGCGGUUCACGUCAAGCAAUAAAAGGCUGGAUAUGAGGGCGCGGAACAGUGCUUCCAGCAAGCUGUUCUCUGCUCAACAGUUGAAGGGUCUGCCUUCUUAGGGAAAGAGGUGUUUAGGACCCUGGUAAGCUGGUGUAGAGCUGACUUUUAGGGUGUGCAAUUUGUACAUGUGCAAGAAACGCUAGGAUCUGGUGCUGUCUAACGUAGUGCUACGUUGAGCGUCGAUAGGGAUGCUGUUGUACUCACCUAGAUCCUUGUGUAGAGGUUGCCAUUUUGCUUGGAAUUUGUGUAGGCCCUAGGUAACCACUUAAUUAUCUUUGUUUGUACGGUAUAAGAGCAA
Closterium sp. NIES-67 is the source of this 2900-nucleotide messenger RNA. NCBI's taxonomy places the organism in Eukaryota, Viridiplantae, Streptophyta, Zygnematophyceae, Desmidiales, Closteriaceae. The record is from the annotation of a GenBank genome assembly.